Molecule: messenger RNA, 354 nt
Organism: Symbiodinium natans
Lineage: Eukaryota; Dinophyceae; Suessiales; Symbiodiniaceae
Source: the annotation of a GenBank genome assembly
AUGCCGCAGCCAAACCUGAGCGAAGAUCAGGUGGAAGAGUUCGCAGCCUUGCGAUGCAACUUUCCUAUGAAGAAGCAAACUUGUGGUGCUGCCAUAAAGGAGGGCGUCUUCCUACGUUGCCGGCACCUGCUGUGCAAGGAGCAUGCGCAAGAGUGGUUCCUUCAUUCAGAUGAGUGUCCCGUGUGCCGUAAUGGAGUCUGCGCAAAGCGGCGCCAUGUUGGUCGAGCUGAUGACAGGGAGCGCCUGAAGCUGCUGCAAGAGCUCCUGGUAACUUCGUCGCCGCUGGAAGUCCAGGAGGCUGCUGCCGUGGCGCUGGAGUUGUGGGAGGGCCAGAAGGCCGAGGUGCAAGGCUAA